Aaosphaeria arxii CBS 175.79 is the source of this 587-nucleotide messenger RNA. RefSeq lists its product as uncharacterized. Lineage: Eukaryota; Fungi; Ascomycota; Dothideomycetes; Pleosporales. Bases 205 to 381 code for a protein of 58 amino acids. The transcript has a single exon. The record is from RefSeq and is a predicted model, not a curated record.
CCUCGAAAUGCCAGUCAUCCCGCAUGUGUCCCGGAAACUAUACUAAUCGUCGGGUCGGUCUCUGAAGUCUAGACACUGCGUCUGGCAACGCCCUUGAUUGGAUCUGUCUGGUUACACAAAAUCAUCAUCCUGUACGGAUGAAGUAGAGACGCUGCUACGUAUCGCUCGAUAAUAUUGGAUGUAAACGGUGAACAGUGAGCCGAUAUGACGCGUCCACCGUUCGAUGAGCAUUGGGCGAGUAUGUAUGUGUGCGAGAGGAUCGACAGUCAUGUGCAUUUGAAAUGCAGACUUCGAGUUCAGACUGAUGGGCUUACGCAACUAUAUCCAAGCGCCCAUUCCAAUUGCGAGAACUGUGACGAUGAAGUGACGACCUACGAGUAAGUAACAUGCACGGAAAUCGAAAGUUGAACAUUGAUAGGCGAUUUGAUUGUGAUUGCAUUUAAGACCAUACCCAUAAACCGUCCGUGAAAACCGUCAUGCCGAAAUCGUGAGUCUAUUGGGCUCAUCGAAAAUGAAGCGGGGCAUCUUCCGAGCUGUAGACGAUACUACGCUCGACCAGCACUCCUUUUGAUCCAGUCCGGUAUUCC